Anastrepha ludens (Mexican fruit fly) is the source of this 1731-nucleotide messenger RNA. RefSeq lists its product as uncharacterized. The transcript is spliced from 7 exons. Bases 835 to 1638 code for a protein of 267 amino acids. NCBI's taxonomy places the organism in Eukaryota, Metazoa, Arthropoda, Insecta, Diptera, Tephritidae. The record is from RefSeq and is a predicted model, not a curated record.
UUUAAAUCGCGAAAUUUUUCCUUUAACGUAAAAACGAACUGUUUUCGUCAAUUUUUUUGUUUUUGCUCUAUUUCUGGCAGCACGCCAUUCCGACUAUUAGUUGUUCCCAGGAAUUGGCAAUACUAAGAAGUAUUGAAAGGAAUUUCUAGCCGCGCUUUCAAACAAAAAGCGCAUCUAGUUAUUCAUAAUUAUUCAUAUUACUCGUGGAAGGCGGUUGUGUUUUUUGUGAUUGUGAAAUGUGUAUUGUGAAAAAAAUCGAGUGUAAAUCAGAAGAUUAUACAUAAAAUAAAAGGAAAGGAAAGGAAGGAAAAUAUAACGUGAACUUUAAACAAGAUCAUACACAAAUUUGUCUACAAUCAAAAUUUAAGUUGCAAGUUAUAAAUAAGGCAUUGUAAAUUAAUAACUUUAUUUUAAGUAGUUAAAUACUAACUCACAUUUAACAUACAAUAUUUUAGUUAAAAUUAUGAGCAUAAAUAGAAAAACUCUUGCCAAUUUGAUGAGCAAGGAGAAUACACUGUUUAAAGCGUCAGUUGCAAAACAUAGAAAACUGAACGAACUUGCUCAUCAAAUGGAAGGUGAUACCAAUAGCAGUAAUAGUAAUAGAGUAGAUUGUUCUAAUGAAGAUAUGCCUAGUACUCUUAUAACUAUUUCGAAGAACCGUUGCACUCCUCAACUGGUCUCGGCAUUUUAUUAAGUAGUGUAUUAAAUGAAAUAGAAGUAGAUGUAAAUAUAGAAGACAUUAGUUAUAAAUAUUUUUGUAUUCCUUUUGAAGGAAAACAUUUACUUUUACCCAUACUACAUCAUCUUUUUAACGAUUUUUCAAGAUAAUAUUAAAUGGAGUCGGAUCAGAAUAUAUUCGACGAAAUAUGUUCAGAAGUGGAAAUAAGUCAGUGGCAAGAAAAUGACGACAUACAAAUUCGAAGGCUUCAAUUUGGGGUGGAAUGUCCCCAUGACGAGCGCUCUGCACCAAAAAAGCCUGCUCUUCCCAAAAAGUUGUCGUCAUCUAAAGGCAGACACGCGGCAAUAAUAGCUGAGUUAAGCGCUAUCCAGAUAUGCCAGGACCAAAUAUUGGCGAAACUGGAUAGCGUCGGGACCCGUCAACUGGGCGUUGCUGGCCAAGUAGCUGACAUACAAAGUGCCAUUUUCGAUAAGAUGCCGGAACGUGGUGAGGUGCAAGCGCAAAGUAAGCUGUUGCGCGAAUGCAAAGUGCUGACAGCUAGGGUUCAACAGUCUGUCAGUCGCAUCACCGGGGACGCGGAAAGCGAGGAAUCCAUGGAACUUGCUGCCAUGUUUCCCGUAUUAUCGGUGGAGCAAGUGCAGGCUGUUGAAGCCAAGCUGAUAAAUAAAGCUUACGCCGACGCAAUGAUGGGGCUUCUGGCAAGAUCAAAAGGCACGAAAGGGACGGUUGACGGGGUUAUGCGUUAUCUUUUCACAGAUGACGCCAUGUACAGCUUCAACUUAGAAGGAAGAGCAGGAAAGAUACCACUUCUUAGACUUAAGGCGGUUGAACUUAUAUUUGACCUCUUUUCAGAAAAAACAAAAGAAGAUGUACAAGGCGCUAUUAGGAAGUAUGUUCGUUUAAGCCACAAUAGGUCUAACCAAAAAAAAUAUAUUAACAGAAAAACUUCAAAUGUGUAAAUAUGUAAAAUCUUUAAAUAUGUAAAAUCUUGAAAUGUGUAAAUGUGUAAAUAUGUAAAAUCUUUAAAUAUGUAAAAUCUUGAAAUGUGUAAA